This is a messenger RNA of Alosa alosa (allis shad), 1738 nucleotides long. RefSeq names its product histone H1-like. The transcript has a single exon. The coding region runs from base 13 to 630 and encodes 205 amino acids. NCBI's taxonomy places the organism in Eukaryota, Metazoa, Chordata, Actinopteri, Clupeiformes, Clupeidae. Gene Ontology annotation, biological process: nucleosome assembly. Gene Ontology annotation, cellular component: nucleosome. The record is from RefSeq and is a predicted model, not a curated record. Gene Ontology annotation, molecular function: structural constituent of chromatin; DNA binding.
AAUCAUACUACAAUGGCAGAAGUUGCUCCAGCUGCACCAAUCGAGGCUGCACCGGCGAAAGCCCCGAAGAAGAAGGCAGCACCCAGGCCGAAGAAAACUGGCCCGAGCGUAGGCGAGCUCGUCGUGAAGGCUAUUGCUGCGUCUAAAGAGAAGAAAGGCGUCUCCCUUGCAGCGCUCAAGAAGGCUCUGGCAACUGGUGGAUAUGAUGUGGAAAAGAACAAGGCCAGAGUCAAGCUUGCCAUCAAGAGUUUGGUAACGAAGGGAACUCUGGUCCAGACCAAAGGAACCGGUGCAUCCGGAUCGUUCAAGCUGAACAAGGCGAAGGCAGAACCAAAGAAGGCAGCACCCAAAACCAAGAAGCUAGCGGCGAAAAAAACUGCUGCGGCAAAGAAGCCCAAGAAGGCAGUGGCGAAGAAACCUGUAGCAAACAAAAAGUCCCCGAAGAAAGCAGUAAAGAAACCCGUUGCGCCAAAACCCAAAAAGGCAACGAAGAGCCCAAAGAAGGCCAAGAAGCCCGCGGCACUCAAUAAAGCAACGAAGAGCCCUAAGAAAGUCAAGGCGGUGAAACCCAAGGCAGCUAAGCCUAAAGCUUCCAAACCCAAAAAGGCUGCUGCACCCAAGAAGAAGUAAACGUCUCGCACAUUCUUCCGGUCAGCAUCAUCACGGUGUACUAAAAGGCUCUUUUAAGAGCCACCCAAAUCUUUUUUUGAUGCAUCUAUUCCAAGAUCACUUUGUGUUGUAUAUGUAACUCAUCAGCGUCUGAAGCCAUUUACUUUACCACUAUUUAUAACACUAAAGAUCUUUAUGUAUCGAGUCUAUUGCAUGAAUUCUGCUUGACGUUAAGACGCCAAAAUGCACUUUCUUACAUCCUAAGAACAUCAAACAUGUAUCCGACAUUUUACCACAUGACUUCAUCGUAUUUAAUAAGGCUUAUUGCAUUGUCACUAUGUUCGCAAAACUAACAGAAAAGCCGCCAAAUGAAGCGUGGCCCUAAUACUAAUCGUUAUGGCUAUUUUUUUUUUUUAUCUCUGGAAACUUCUAUGUAAUUUAUAUUCCAAUAUGUCCGCGUUUUCGGUGUUAUGCGCUGAAAUGGAGAAUGACGUGCUGCAGGCGCCAAUGGAAAUCACAGUGAGGGUGCACAGCUACAAGUUGAUUGGCUCUCAGCAUUUUCACCUCAGCCACUGAGACACCGAGCGUGCUGGUGUGCUAUAAUAAGGGAGCCCUAGUCUCUGAGCUUACAUUAAUAACAAAGACAAUAACAAAUCAUCUUUUUAACUUGAAUGAGGCAAAACUGGAGGCAAGGGCCAAGGCCAUCUCGGCCAUCUAGGGCUGGACUUCAGUUCCCAGUGGGUCGUGUGCACAGGUUGCUGCGUAAAGGCAACUAUGCCGAGCGCGUCGGCGCUGGUGCACCGGUCUAUUUGGCUGCUGUGCUUUGAGUAUUUGACAGCUGUGAUUCUGGAGUUGGCCGGGAACGCUGCUCGUGAUAACAAGAAGACUCGUAUCAUUCCUCCAUCCCAAUCCCCUUUAGAAAUGGAUACACAAAACCAAUCAGUCACUUAGCCAAUAGUUACCUGGUUGUUAAUAUGAUCUUUGUAUUUGUCAACACCAUUGUUCUGGCACCUUCUGCUAUUGUUCAGGGGCCAUAGACUCCAUGAUGUACCAUAGCUCAUUAUCCCAAUGAUAAAAGCAUAGGCUAUUAGGCCUGUGGAAGGGUGCGAUUUCUUGUUUACAAACACAU